Messenger RNA from Aspergillus puulaauensis, 903 nucleotides. RefSeq lists its product as uncharacterized. Bases 1 to 903 code for a protein of 300 amino acids. The transcript has a single exon. Lineage: Eukaryota; Fungi; Ascomycota; Eurotiomycetes; Eurotiales; Aspergillaceae. The record is from RefSeq and is a predicted model, not a curated record.
AUGACAACUGCAAAACUCUCCACCUCCAAUUCCUCAACCUCACUCACUCACUCACUUACUCACUCACUCACUCGCCUCAAGUCCAUUGGACUGUACUUACAGUUCCAUUCUAACUCCAGUCUCAAUUUAAAAUCAAAUCUCAACCUAUCCAACCUACAAACCCGAAACAAUUAUACUUCCACAAAGGAGCAGGCCGGGGAGCAACACCACCACCACCACCUAAAAAUGUCCACCCCAACACCAACACCAACAACACCAACAACAACAACAGAAACAACAGAACCCAAACCAACCGCGCCCUCCCCAUCCACCCUCCCAAUAACAACAUACCACUGCCGCUUCUGCGCAACCCUGCUAAUCGCCACAACACGCGACCUACCACGCCUCCCCACGCGACAAAAAAACGCUGCCGAUUCCGCCCGGAUCUUACCACUACGCAACCACACAUUCCCCUCCUCCACAUCCACAUCCGCAUCCAUAUCCACGUCCACGUCUGCACAGAACCCAGAAGAAGCACAAACCCAGGCCCAGAGCCAGGAACCAAAUGGGCGGCAGCAGGAACACUACUCGAUUCUCCUCUCUACAAACGCGCGAGACCGAAAGCCGACGCUGAUUCGACGGGAGGACGGGUUUGAGAAGAGGUUCUUUCUGCGAUGCGGGCGGUGUCGGGUUACGGUGGGGUACUUUUUGGAUGAGGUGCAUUUUCCGGCGGAGGGGGGAUUGAAGGCGCUUGGGAGUGGGUUGAAUGAGGCUGGGGAGAGGAUUCGGGAGGGCGAUGAAGGGGAGAGUGGAGAGGAUAGGGCUGUUUAUCUGCUUCCGGGAGGGUUGAUGGAGACGGCGAUUAUGAGUGAUGAGGAGAAGAUGAGGAGUGUAGAUCGGGAGUGGGCGGAUUGGUUUAAAUGA